GUGAAGCAGAGGCACUCAGACAGAGGAAAAAGAAAAAAGGAAUCGAGACUCUGAGAGGUCCGAAGGCGCGGUCCUGAGUCGACGAGCGCAAAGCCAAAAAGCCCGUCAUUUCGCGAGCUGUGCACGGAUUUAUGUUUCUUUAAAAAUCUGCUGCAGCAGAAUCAGCGGGAGCAAGGAUCAGUCCCAGCGGAUUCAAGAGUCGACUCUUUCGAACGGGAGACGAGGACCGACAUCACCGUCGUCGUCAUCCGCAGCAGCGGCCAUGAUGCAUGCCCGGAAGAGGAUGGGACGGGGAGGAGGAGCAUGGUGCGGAGAGCUCGCAGCGCAUUCGCCAGAGGGCGAAGGGAGGGUGAAGGCUGCGAGAAGGGGGAGCAGCAGGAAGAAGCAGCUUUCGCACCAGGCGCAUCAGAAUGGAUGGUCCGGCGAGAGACAGAGCCUGGUGGCGGACUCGAGCAGAGGCAAUGCGGACCUCUGCAAGCGAGUCAUGGUGGUGGUCGAUGCGUCUCAGGAGUCCAAGCUGGCCCUCAAAUGGGCGCUUUCUCACGUCGUGCAGCCCAUGGACGUCUUGACUCUGCUCCAUGUCCAACCGCCUCCGUAUCUUCGACUCUCCUACUCGUCGCACGGCAGCUUUUUUAACGCCAAGGCCGUGGAGGAGGUCAGGAGGAAGAACGAGGUCGCUGGCUGGGAGCUCGCAAACCAAUUCAAAACUUUGGUGGCCACAUGCAGACCUGACGUGGAAGUGGAGAUUCUUGUAGUGGAAGGAGACAAGGGUCCUACUAUCGUUGCGCAAGCGAAGAAGCUUGAAGUGUCUAUCCUCGUAAUAGGGCAGCGGAAGCCAUCCGUCCUCUGGAGGUUGCUGAAGAAAAAGAAGGACAGCUUGGCCGAGUACUGCAUAAACAACUCGGACUGCUUGACACUGGCCGUGAGGAAGAAGAGCAGGCGGCUGGGAGGGUACCUGAUCAACAGCCAGUGGCAGAAGAACUUCUGGCUACUGGCCUGAAUAUGGGCCAUCAUCAUCGACAAGCGCGAACCGGCUUCGGUUCAGAAUUUUAGUUCGCAUUAGACCUUAAAAGCUUUUACUAUAAAGUUCUCCACACACUUGAGCCCCUCUUGGAAUGCCUGUACAUUACCCCAUUGAAGAAGCCCUGGCAGACAAGUUUUGAGCAGUCCACCGUUCUGCCCCUUCCAUUGUAACUUUGUAGCAAUAGUUUCUAGGAGUAGUGGAGGUAGAGGUAGUAGUACAAUCCACCCCAUUGCUCGACCGCAAUGCAAGCAGGCAAAGCUCAGUAGUCAUCGAUCAGCAGCUCUCAAGCUGACGAUGGUGCAUCACCCCGUCCCACCUCCCCAGUGGUGGCAGGCCGAUGAAGUUAGGCGUAUGAGACCGACCCCGAGACAGUUGAUGUGGAUCCCGUAGAGAUGGCUUAGAAAGCUUAUCUUCCUGCUCUUCACAUUCCAAGUAUGGUGGCUGGAGACCCACCCAGAGUGUGCCAUGACCCAACUCCCUUGUUACCAGAUACGUUUCCCCGCGAGUCAUAUCUCGUUUAGGUUCUCAAGAUAAGGGCAACUUCAGGGAGAGAUCAUUGUCACUCCUCUUUGUACAUUAUAUACAUCAAAACCGUUCAAACUGACUACGCCC
Marchantia polymorpha subsp. ruderalis is the source of this 1636-nucleotide messenger RNA. Lineage: Eukaryota; Viridiplantae; Streptophyta; Marchantiopsida; Marchantiales; Marchantiaceae. The record is from the annotation of a GenBank genome assembly.